This is a messenger RNA of Aspergillus melleus, 1059 nucleotides long. RefSeq names its product 5'-methylthioadenosine/S-adenosylhomocysteine nucleosidase family protein. NCBI's taxonomy places the organism in Eukaryota, Fungi, Ascomycota, Eurotiomycetes, Eurotiales, Aspergillaceae. Bases 1 to 1059 code for a protein of 352 amino acids. Gene Ontology annotation, molecular function: catalytic activity. Gene Ontology annotation, biological process: nucleoside metabolic process. The transcript has a single exon. The record is from RefSeq and is a predicted model, not a curated record.
AUGGCCCUCGACCACACUCUCUCUUCCCGAUGCCCAAAUAAGCCACAGAACCGAGAUGAGUUCGAGAUUGCAAUCAUUUGUGCUCUACCGAAGGAAGCAGAUGCCGUCAUUUCGAUAUUUGAUCAGAUUUGGGACGAAGACUACUAUGCAUACGGAAAGGCUUCCAACGAUCCAAACUCAUAUACGGCCGGUGUCAUAGGUGGUCAUAACGUGGUUGUCGCACACCAAUCACAUAUGGGAAAGGCAAAUGCAGCAACGGUUGCAUCAAAAUGUACUAUGAGUUUUACAAAGGUCAAACUGGCGUUUGUCGUCGGAAUCUGUGGCGGCGCGCCCCGGCACGCGGAGACUAAUGAAGAAAUCCUGUUGGGGGAUAUCGUGAUUAGCAAGGGUGUUAUCCAGUACGACUUCGGCAGGCAAUACCCCAGUCAGAUGGUUCGCAAGAUAGCCGUUGAGGAUCUUCUUGGUCGACCAAAUGCCGAGGUUGGGUCUAUCCUUGCCAAAUUUGAAACAGUGUAUCACAGGACAUCCCUUGAAAACAAUGUCUGGGAGAACUUGGACUCUCUUGACCAGGAUUCCCUCUGUUACCCGGGACCAGAUACAGACCAUUUAUUUCCUGCGCUAUAUCAUCAUCAACAUCGGCAGCCCUCCAUGUGUCAUGUGUGCUGCAUGACUGUGGAUGGCAUCUCUUCGGUGUGCGAGAAAGCCAUGAUUUCUUCUUGCGAGGUUCUGAAAUGCCAUGAGGGCGGGACUUCGUUUGUUGCUCGCUCCCGAAAGAACCAAAGAAAUCGGCCUAAUGUUCAUAUCGGCCUAGUCGCAUCUGGAGACUCGGUCAUAAAAUCCGGGAUCUUGCGAGAUAGACUUUCCGAUGAGACGAAUGCAAUUGCAUUCGAGAUGGAAGGGGCCGGAGUGUGGGGCAACUUUCCCAGUGUUAUCAUUAUCAAGGGCGUAUGUGACUAUGCAGAUAGCCACAAAAGCAAAGGGUGGCAGACUUACGCAGCUUCAACUGCUGCUGCGUGUAUGAAGGCUUUUCUCAGGCAUUGGGAUGUUUCCUCGAAUUGA